Molecule: messenger RNA, 486 nt
Organism: Fraxinus pennsylvanica
Lineage: Eukaryota; Viridiplantae; Streptophyta; Magnoliopsida; Lamiales; Oleaceae
Source: the annotation of a GenBank genome assembly
AUGGGGGGCUGUGUUUCAAAACCAAAACAAAAGGUGAAAUCAAAUGCCAAGUACUUGUACAAGUCUUGCAAAUUUCGUCAAAAAAUUGCCCCAUCAGUUCCAGUUGCACCAGUCAAACCCCUUACUGAUGCAGAAAAUUAUGCAAGCGACUUUUCUGUCCAAGAAUUGGCUUCUUUCGACAUUCAAAGUGGCGAAACAACCAUCUGCUGCAGGUCUGAAGUUCAAACUUUCCAACGUUCUGAGUUGCAACAUAACCAUAAUGAAAUUGGCAUAAAUGGAACAUGCCAAGAAGAAGAGUGGUUUGACUCUGUUAGUGUUCUCGAUUCUGAUACUGAUGAAGAUUUUGUUAGCAAUGAUUGUGAUAUACUGCUGACCGAGUUUGACGAUGCAAUGAAUGGGUUUGGCGGCGGUGGCGUUCUGCUGCUGCUCCAUCCGGCUUUGGUUGCUGUGUGUGCUGAAGAAUUUGGUUUUAGAAUAUGUUUAUAA